AUGAGCACUUUUGGCUUGCUACAAAUUGGUCUCAUUCUGUCAUGCACCACCAACAUCUCAAGUCUUCAUUGUAAUCACCUUUCUUUACAGCAAAGCAAAGUAAUUGAGAGCAGCCUGCAACUUUUGGACAAAAUGGGUGAAAAGUUUCCUCAGCGAUGUCUAAGAGAAAGAAUGUCCUUCAGAUUCCCUGAGCAGGUCCUGAAGCCCAGGCAGAAAGAGACUGUCAAAAUGGCCAUUGAAGAGAUCCUCCAACACAUCUUCCAUAUCUUUAGCAAAAACCUGACACUAGCUGCAUGGGAUGGGCAAGCUCUAGAGCAGUUCCAGAAUGGACUUUAUCAGCAGAUUGAGCAAGUGGAGGCUUGUGUAAUCAAGAAGCAGAUCCACUACUUCUGGAGUAAAGAAGCCAGCAGGCUGAAACUGAAAAAGUAUUUCCAAAAGAUAGACUAUUUUCUUAAAGAUAAACAACACAGCAUGUGCUCCUGGGAGAUCAGCCGUGCAGAAAUGAGGAGAUGUCUUCAAUUUGUUGAUAAAGUCAUAAAAAGGCUUAACAACUAA
Struthio camelus australis is the source of this 555-nucleotide messenger RNA. Its product is annotated as interferon alpha-14. The record is from RefSeq and is a predicted model, not a curated record. Gene Ontology annotation, molecular function: cytokine receptor binding. Gene Ontology annotation, cellular component: extracellular region. Lineage: Eukaryota; Metazoa; Chordata; Aves; Struthioniformes; Struthionidae. Gene Ontology annotation, biological process: defense response.